CUCCACCUCCCAAGAAACAAUUAUGUGCCUGCAGCCUGAUUUACUAUCGCAGCGCCAGUGGUAGCAGCAGCCUGCGACGGACAUGGCCAUCGGCGAUCUCUUCCACACAGUAUCGGUGCUCGUGAACACGUGCACCAAGCACAUGUCACGUGCCACCAGAAGGAUCCGGAGCCACGGGACCUUCUCCAAGCUGUCUUUCAGCAAGAGUAGGGCUGCUCCCUUCCUCGCGCGGGGUGCCAGCUUCAUCCCUUUCCUCGACGCCAAGAAGAAAGGCGUCGAGGGGGAAGGGGAUGACGACAAGACGAGCAAAUCAUCCGAAGAAGAGGAAGAGAUCGAAGAGGAGGAGCGACUGUGGCAGAGGACGAUACUCAUGGGGGAGAAGUGCCAGCCUUUAGAUUUCUCAGGUGUCAUAUACUAUGACAGCGCCGGGAGGCAGCUUAAGGAGCUCCCCUUCGUUCCCCGCUCGCCACUUCGAAGCCCGCUGCCUUCUUUCGCCACCCAUAACGCCGUCGUUCACUCGGAAGAAGUCUAGUUCCUCUCGGUACCUACAAACUCGGCUAUGUUUGUUCUGUUUUUCUUUUUGAUGCCUUUCUUUCUGUUUGUUAAUGGUAAUGAUCUUUUUUCUGUUUGAAAUUAGGUGGGUUUUAGUUGAAGUUUUGUUUAAUUUGUUCAUGAGUAAAUGAAAGAGGUUCAUCA
Molecule: messenger RNA, 696 nt
Organism: Elaeis guineensis (African oil palm)
Lineage: Eukaryota; Viridiplantae; Streptophyta; Magnoliopsida; Arecales; Arecaceae
Source: RefSeq, a predicted model, not a curated record